AUAUGAUAUAAUUCGUGUUAGUUAGUCAAUUAAUGUAGAAUAAAUAAUGUUUGUAUGAAUAAAAGAAUAAAAACUUGGAAACCAAAAAAGAAAACCGCGGAUGAAGGGACACAGAUUGCUUCAUGGCAACAUUGUGACCGCCAACAAAAGCUGAAGAGCUCAGAUUAAUAAGUAAAUAAACGCAGCCCCAACGGAGAUGGGCUUGGAUGGGCUCGGAAACUGUCCAGGGAACACCCAAGCGAUGAGCGCCCGACAAGUACCGGUAAUUAAGACAACCAGAGCCAUCAGGAAAAAUACAUCUCAAUAUCAGCUUCUCCUAAACCAAAACCUGCCCUCAUCAGAAUUCAUCGUCUCCCAGAAUACGGUUUUGUCCAGCCCGAAGCAAAGAAAGAAAACUACAUGAAGAUGCGGAACAACGAAAGGAAACAAAGACCUCUGCUCCAGGCUAGGAAAAACUAUAAAAACUGAGCUGACCGGGGCGGUUUUGUGAACACUGGGGAUCCCGGCCUCGGCGCUGUCCUUUGCGAUUGUGGCUGUCGUGACCGUAUUCCGGUCGCGAAAUAAAUUAUCGCUUCUUUUGAUUAUAUUUAAUUCGGCUGAAUCUCUUUAUUACCUAUAACAGAGGCUUUUCCACGGGCAGAAUAAUUACCAGCACAGCAUGACUGUGCUGGAGCAAGCGGGGUUAACUUUCCUCUGGACCUCCAGGAUACAGCCACUAAUUAUUUAUUGGCACAAACGCGGGAAUAAUUUACUCAAAACUAUGUUGGAUAAAGCAGCUGUUGGGAGACGGAUCCCUGCUUAUCCCAACCAAGACCUGAACAGAGAAGAGGGAGCAGAACACCGUCUCUGAACAGGAGAAAGCAGGAUGGAAGCAGAUCUAGCAUUCCAUGAGGCACCUGAACAGCUCUGGGUGCAAACCCAGCCCUCCACAGGGCACCUGGAGAAGGUAUUUCAUGUGUUGGUUAUUUCCAGAGGCUGAUCUUGGAGGGAGCUGAACCGAGAGGUGAGUCUUGAGAGCAGGAAUGGAGCCCUGGAGUUCAGUCCUGCCUAUCCCUUCCUCAUGCCCUGAGGCUGAGAGCGCGUUAACAGCGGGGUUUUACACCCCAAAAUUAAAUCAGCACCACGUGCUGUACAGAGGAGCUCCCCAGCUCUGCGGGGCUGGAGCUCUGCCCUUCUGCUCUCGCAGCACGGAGCGGGAAGCUCAGAGCUCCUCUUCCUGAGGUCCCAGCCUGGGCCUGCCCGAGCUGGAGGAGCUGCUCAGUACCACAACAGCUGCCCCAUAAGCGGACCAGUCUAAUCACCGCAGAGACAGCGAAGGCAAAGCAGUUGCAAAAACUCCACACGGCCACUCCGCACGGUGGAGCCUCCUGUCCCCCCAGGCCCCGGUAGGCACCAGGCCCCGCCGUCGCCAUGGGAACGGGCCGUUCCCGGUGCCCCGCGUCUCGGCCCCGCCGCUCCGCGCCCCCGGCACGAUGGUUCCGCGGGGGGCGGUGACAGUGCGGGGCAGCCCGUCCCCUUUAAGAGCGGCGCCGCCAUGAUCUGCCUGGUGCUGGGGCUCUUCGCCGGCCUCUUCCACACUGCCUUCAGCGGGGUCAAUGAACGAACUUUCGUGGCCAUCAAACCGGACGGGGUCCAGCGGCGCCUGGUCGGGGAGAUCAUCCGGCGCUUCGAGAGGAAGGGGCUGCAGCUGGUGGGGAUGAAGCUGCUGCAGGCCUCGGAGGAGCUGCUGAAGGAACACUACAUCUCCCUCCGGGACCGUCCCUUCUACAGCCGCCUGGUGAAGUACAUGAGCUCCGGGCCCAUCGUGGCCAUGGUCUGGCAGGGCCUGGAUGUGGUGAAGACAGUUCGCACCAUGAUCGGGGAGACCAAUCCAGCUGAAUCCAGGCCUGGUACCAUCCGAGGAGACUUCUGUGUUGAAGUUGGCAAGAACGUGAUCCACGGCAGUGACUCUGUGGAGAGUGCCCGGCAGGAGAUCUCGCUCUGGUUCCGCCCCGAGGAGCUGCCGUGCUGGGAGGACACAGCUGCACACUGGAUCUACGAGUGAGGAGCACUCCCAAGGGAAGUUCACCUUCCUGCUGGGACACAGGACAUUUCCAUCCAUUUCAUGGCAGCUGCUGGGGCUGGCUGCACAUCCUCUGUGGGAUUCCUCUUCUGCCUGUGGGAUCCUGGGAGCUGGGCUGUGUGUGGAACUCUGUGGUUCAGCUCCUACCAAGGGGAGCUGUUUCUUUUUUUUUUCUCUCUCUGCUCUAGUAAGUAGUUGGUACUGUUUCUCUCUUUGCUGCAGCAUCUUAAAUCCCAAGUAGCUCGAGCUGAUUCACUGAAGUAAAACUUGGGCUCUUGGCCCAUUCCUGGGUGUUCUCAUCGCUGCCUGGAACAGGAGAAUGUAUUUUCCUUGCUGCUGGGAGAAAUGCUGGUCACAAGGUGAUGGGCUUGGCAAUUUACCUGCAUUUCUAGAAGGCUUUUCACCAAAGGCUUUUAAAGAAUUGGGCUGCUGUAGGGUAAGGGAGAAAACUCUCAUUUUGGAGUUCAUUCUAAGACAAGGAAUGAAGGAUGGGACAACUCUCUCUCCCUUGGUGUGCUGGUGCUGGCACAAGCUCACCCAGUUUCAGGUGUGAUGAGUGAGUCCAUGGAAGGAAGGUUCUCCAAAUGCUGUUAAAUGCACAAUUCCUCAGGCUCUGCUUCCUGGGCUGUGCCUGCUGGGAGUCAGAAGCUCCUCCAGGUCUGCUCUGCUUCUCUGGGGCUGCACAGCCCUGACCCAGCCUGACACCAGUCUGUCCCUCCAUGGUCACUGAUGUGAAGCAGCAGCACUGAGGCAGCCACAGGAAUAGAAGGGGGAGAGGGAGGCAGGGAAGGAUUUUUGGAUCUGGGGUUCAGGAAGGACUAUUAGGGGAGUGUUUAGUUCUCUCUUGUGCACAGCACAGGCUGUGGAGUCCUGGCACUGAGCUCUGGCAGAGCCCAAGAUCUUACUUGUCCUGAGAACUUGCAGUGGAGCUUUCCUGCUGGGAGGGUAUCUGGAAACCAGUUUGCAAUGGGCUGGACACCACCUGUGAGCUGUCCCUGGGCCACCCAGCCCCUCAGAGUUGUGCUGUGUCUGAGCUCCCUGUGCAGCCUCACCAGAGCACAAGGACAGGGCCAGUGACAUGGAAUCCUGCCAUGGAACAGGGACACGGUUAAACCGAGGGAAGAAGAUCCUCAGGGCAUCCUGUGUGCAGGAUGAGUCUGACCUGUGCCCUAAGAGCCUGUCCCUUUGUGUCCUCAGCUUUGUAGGUGCUGGGGAAUGAGGGCAGAGUAAAGUCACUCCCACUUCCACUCUGUGCUGGCUCCACGGUGGUGGGGCUGAGCAGGGCAGGGCUGGGGCACCUCCCUCCUGUGAGUGGGGCUGUCCAGCUGCCUCAGCCAAGGCUGCUCCUGCCUUGGGGCCUUCUCCAGGCACCUGUGUCCAGCUCUAAAUACUUGACAGAUCCUGUUUGUUCCUGGACCUUGUCCACUUGGCUGAACUUGGAGUCUGGCUGUAGCAGGGCUGCAGGAGAAGAUGCUGGUGAAGACUGAGGCGAAGUGAAGGCCACGUUUGUUGUUUAACAGAUGCAUUGAGAAGAGCUGUUGGCACCAAGAGCUGCUAGCUCUGACACAGAAAAACUCUGAACUUCUUCUCCUGCUGUUGCCUCUUCCUGAAGGAUCCCUCUUCUCCCUGUCUACAUGGAUGAGAUUUUAGAUGCCCUCCUGGUCUCAAAGCCCACUGAACUCCUGUCAGGUAGCAGACCUGACUCACUGAGACACAAUCCCAGGCCAGUCCUCUCCUCUCUGUGUGUGUAGUUUUGGUGUCUGCCAUGACCUCGUCCCGCUCUGGGGCACGACGGAGCAGCAGCUGCAGGGAAGGGCCCCAGAGGCACUGCUGGGAGCAGGGGCAGGAGCUGAGCUGUGGGUGGUCUUCCUCCAGCCCCUGGGGACUUCUAAUUGCUUUGCAUGUUGGUUCCUGCUGCUUCUCCUCUGUCCAAGACUGUGUUAAACUGUAAUAAUAAAAGUAGAAGCUGUC
Molecule: messenger RNA, 4033 nt
Organism: Oenanthe melanoleuca
Lineage: Eukaryota; Metazoa; Chordata; Aves; Passeriformes; Muscicapidae
Product: nucleoside diphosphate kinase 3-like
Exons: 5
Coding region: 1535-2044 (169 amino acids)
Biological process (GO): CTP biosynthetic process; GTP biosynthetic process; UTP biosynthetic process
Molecular function (GO): nucleoside diphosphate kinase activity
Source: RefSeq, a predicted model, not a curated record